Molecule: messenger RNA, 1687 nt
Organism: Postia placenta MAD-698-R-SB12
Lineage: Eukaryota; Fungi; Basidiomycota; Agaricomycetes; Polyporales; Adustoporiaceae
Exons: 5
Coding region: 161-1687 (508 amino acids)
Biological process (GO): protein deubiquitination
Molecular function (GO): cysteine-type deubiquitinase activity
Source: RefSeq, a predicted model, not a curated record
CUCGAGCAGGCGACGCCCUCCAGAACAAAGGCGUCCGGAACAAGACAUUUUCUUCCAGUGUUCGAGGUCCCACGGAGGACCCGGAACCGCACCCUCGAAGGUUGGAGACGGCUCGACACCACCCCCACCGACGAACAGACAUUGAAAGACCAACACACGCAUGGGCCCAUCGAAGAGGAGGAAUGCGAAGCCCGUACCCCAAUUGCGCUCACGAACGACGAGGAGUAGAGGGAAGGCGCUCCCCGACCCUGCGGAGAACACCCAGCAGCUCACGGAGCAGUUGCGGGCGAUGGGCCUGUAUGCCGCCGCGACCCUGGGAGAUGGCAACUGCCUCUUCCGCGCGCUAUCCGAUCAGCUGCAUGGCACGCCCUCGUACCACCUGAAGCUGCGACAGGACAUAUGUGACUGGAUAGCGUCACAUAAGCAGCGUUACGAGCCCUUCGUGGACGACGAGCGGGGUCUCGACGUGCACCUCCAGUGCAUGCGACAACCAGCGACAUAUGGCGGCCACCUCGAGCUGUCCGCCUUCGCGCACAUGACCCGCCGCAACGUGAAGGUGAUCCAGCCGGGUCUGGUAUACGUGAUUGAGUGGGCAGCGGGCGGGGACCUCGCUGCCGACGUGCCAACGACACCCUCCGCCCCAUCCACGUCCGUAGCCCCAGACGAGUCAAACUUGAACGAGCGUGAGAAACGGCGAGCAGCGCGUGAUCGAAAGCGCGCGGAGAAGGAGAAAGCUCCGCCUGUGCCCCCUCAGCCAUCCGAGGAGGACGACCCUCCAGGACCUGUGUACGUUGCAUACCAUGACUGGGAGCAUUUUUCGUCUAUUCGCAAUCUGCGUGGUCCACACGCUGGCCCGCCGAAUGUGAGGGAGGUAUCUGCGGCGGAUGUCGAGCCUGCAACGCCUGUUGUAUCGAAGAAGCCAGCUUCGAAGGCGAAGACCAAGCCCGAGUCUAAGACAAAGGCGUCGAAACAUGCUGCGCUAGCGCUGGCUGCAGAGAGCAAGAUUGCAGCGCCUGUAACUCCUUCCCAGGUUCCACUACCUGCCUCUCGGUCUCCGUCACCGCUCUCCACGGCACGGUCGACGCCCUUCUCGACCCAGCCAGCACACAUAUCGAGCGACGUCCUCGCAUACCGUUCGCCCAAACGGACUUUUGACGAAUCGUCGGCGUCGUCUCUCGCAGCCUCAGACAGCUCUCAAGGCGCGGCGAAGCGUGCCAAGAGCUCAUCCCGCGCACCGUCGCGCACACGCACCGACGAGACGCUGCCAGUUGCCGAGCUUCCAUCAUCGCAACGCUCCGAUAUGCCGGUCGAUGACCUUGAUCUUGACACGCCCGAUCUGUCCGCCUCUGGAUCAUCGCCCGAGUCGGUCAGCUCGCUAUCUUCAGUCCCAUCGCCGGCCGCCACGCCGCCUCCCACAGCACCGCCUGAGCGGAAGCUGACUCGGCGCCAGCGCAAAGCGCUGGGCUUACCCAAGGCGCGGCCCGCGCCCGUCGCGCGUGUGACAGCGCGCACGCGAGCCAGCGCAGGGAAGAUAGUGAUCCCGGGUGGGAAGUUUAAGAAGGCCGCCGGCAAGCCCGCGGUGCAGGACACCGACGGGGACGAGGACGACCAGGAGGCCAACGCAGAAUGGCGGCACAACGGCACCGGGCGUGUCGACGUGCGUGGGUUCAGGGAGUUGAAGAUCUAG